AUGGCAAUGGCAAUGGCAAGUUCUGGAAGAUGUGCAGUAUCCUUCAGGAGCACCUUCGCUGUCAAUAAACCCUCGGAUCUUGGCUUCGUCACCUCGCAGUUGAGCGGCCUCAGAAUCUGCUGCCCUAAAUUUCCCAACCCGCCCCUCACCGCUUCUUCCCCACUCUCCGCGCCUCUCCCCAUCGUUGCCAGGAGGGUGUGUCCUUUCACUGGAAAGAAAUCAAACAGGGCUAACAAAGUGUCAUUUUCAAACCAUAAAACAAAGAAACUGCAGUUUGUGAACCUUCAGUACAAGAGAAUUUGGUGGGAAGCGGGGAAGCGCUAUGUAAAGCUUCGUUUGUCAACUAAGGCAUUGAAAACGAUAGAGAAGAAUGGACUCGAUGCAGUUGCGAAGAAGGCUGGAAUUGAUCUCAGGAAAAAAUAA
This is a messenger RNA of Sphenostylis stenocarpa, 423 nucleotides long. NCBI's taxonomy places the organism in Eukaryota, Viridiplantae, Streptophyta, Magnoliopsida, Fabales, Fabaceae. The record is from the annotation of a GenBank genome assembly.